UGUUAAAUGAAUAAUUUAGUUAAAAAAUCUGACGCUUGAUUCCCAGAAUUAGAUGAAAAUUACAUGAAUGACCUCUCAGUUCUUAGCCCUGAUGAAAGCGGGAACAGAGAUGCUGAAGAAGAGAAUGCUUUAUUGGGUAUGUCUCAAAUGAAUGGGGAUCGUACCCAUGAGUCUACCGAAAUCCAUGAAAGUUCUCAACUCGACACUGACAAUUUAGAAGUAGUAAACAAUUUAGAAAAUCUAAAUAUCGAAGGAACAGAACCUGGCGAAAAUUCAGCUGGGGUGUCUUUACAAAACUCUGACUUUCACGAAGAGAGUAAGAUCUGGAGAGCAACUGAGCGUAAAGGAGAGUUCUCCAAACACUUUUUCAGAGAUGAUAAAGUAACUAAAGCUAGUCUCCGAGGUCUGAACUACAUCUUGAAGAAAUUCUUCAUUUCUGAGAUUAAAAAGACUGGUCAGAAAGAAAGUAAGGAAAUGAUGAAUGAUAGCUAGCUUUUAUACUCUUGGGUGGAAGACUGACUUGAAAGAUAUAGUCAAGACUUUACUCUUUCCCAUCCUGCCAUAAAACUCGCUAAAAUCUUAUUAACCCACAAUGAAGACCUAAAACCCAUAUUCUGGGGCCGUCUUCUCACAAGAAGGGGCUGUAACAUCCCUGACAUAGAAGCCUACAAACAAAAAGUCCAGCUCAAGCUCCAAAUCACCAUCUAAACUCUACCUAAUCCUCUCUCAGCUCCAUUUUCUAAACAAUUUCUUCCAUUUUCUU
This is a messenger RNA of Moneuplotes crassus, 763 nucleotides long. NCBI's taxonomy places the organism in Eukaryota, Ciliophora, Spirotrichea, Euplotida, Euplotidae. The record is from the annotation of a GenBank genome assembly.